AAUAACUUCGAAACAAGAACAUAAAGAAGAAGAUCCAGGGUUCCCCGACGCCCAAGUACAGUCCUAAGGAGGAAGGAGUGGGAGAAGUCUGCGACGCAUGCGCAGUAUUGCACGAGCGCCCAGCUGUGCACGAACGUGAAAUGCGGCGCGGCUGGCGGUGGUGGCUGCUAGGAAAGCAAGCGAGCGAACGAGCGAGUAAGCGAGCAAGGAAAACAGGCAGAGGCUGCCCUCCUGUCUCCCCCACCCCUUGUAUGCCUCAGAGAGCCCAUGGCCUCCGUACACACGGAGGAGAGUGAGGCAGCCCCAGCCGCUCCUCACGUCAUCCGCUGAGAGAGAGACGACGGGCCUCGACACGGCGAGGAGCAAUAAUUCUAACGAGCCAAGAUGGCGGCGGACACGGUGGCCCUGUCCGCACUCACGCUCGCCAGGGGCGACAAGAUCCUCGUGACCGUCGAGUCCGCGCUACCGGACAUCGUUGUCGUGUCCUUCGUUCACGGUGCCAAGUGCUUCCAGGGCGCGUUGCUCGACGCCACCAAAAGAGGUCUGCCUUGCGGCGUGCAACCCCCGGAACCGGUGCCCGAUCCCGAUGGCGACAAAUUGGCAACGAUCGCUGCCCGUUUCAGUUAUUUUCAAGAGAGAAAGAGUUCGCUCGCCACUACGAAAGUUGAUCUUCGUAGGAACAUCAAUCCACCGGCCAGGUACAAGAAUGCGCGACCAACGGUCAGGCUCAGGCCACGUCAGGUGUUGUGCAGCAAAUGCAGAUCGAUCUGCAACGAGAACAGCGAAAACGUCGACGUCAGUAGAAAACGGAAACACGAGGAGGUGCAGCCGGAACAGCAGCAGUCGCAGCAACAACAGGUCACGGCUCAUGGUUCUACCAGAAGAAGCGAUCGUCGUUGCGGUCAGCAGCCUCAAAAAACUUCAAGAGUGCUGUUCUCCGAGUGUCAGUCUGAAAACAUCAGCAAGUCCUCGUCGUCCAGCGAUCUGAGCCCCGAUUCAUCGAAGCUUGGACCGUCUCUCAUCCCAAAGAUCUCGAGACUCCAACCAAAUGAGAUAAGCAACGCUAUGCAGGGAACUGACAAAGUAAAGAUCGGUCAGUCGUAUUGGAACAACCGUGCCGACGAGGGAGAUUCAUCGGCGAACGCGAUCGAGCCAACGGAGGAGCGUAUCGAGUCGACGGACUGCGACAGUAAUCCAUCGAUGGCGUACUGUGCUACGCCAAGGAGACUCAGUAGUUCGUCGGUGGAAAGCGCUAAGGUGCCGGAGGAAGAGGAGAAGAAAACGUUGGCGGCAGCGGACUCGACAAUGAGGCCAAGAGCCGGCCGAGUGCCGAGGAAGAAACGAUCCGUUGGAUCGAUGGAGGAUCUCUGGGACGAGACCGUGUUCGAGGACCCGACGAGAACGGCCAGAACCACACCGGUGAUUAAGAUCUCCUUCGGUGCUCAGGGCGAAGGUACCGUACUGAAGAUACCCUCGAAGAUACAAGAUCCAGAGUACGAGCAGGAGACCGACGAGGCUGAAGACGUGCAAACAGAGACGGAAAGGGAUCCGUUAGAAUUGCCGAGAACCUUUGAUAACGAUUAUGUUUAUCGCGAGGAUGGCGAGGAGGAUGGACAGGAACAGGUGGAUCCUCAGAAACAAGGCGUGAAGGAUGCUAGUGCUAAAGCGGCGAAACGAGCGUUAAAGAAAGCUAAGAAAGAAGCGAGGAGAAAGAUGCUCGGUGGUGUUUCUCCAGCUAGAUCGCCUUGCAAUGGAUCUCCACGGUACAAUCCCACGUUCGAUUCUUUAUCGUAUCAUCGCCGCAAGCAUAAAGUGAAGCAUAAAAAGAAACACAAGGAGGACCGGAAACACAAAAACCAGCAGCAUCAGCAGCCUUGCCCGGAGUCCGUUAGCACGGAGAAUCAGCAAAACUGGAACGUAUUGCCGGGCAGCGAAUCGUACACGGCCAUAAAGGAGCAGUGCCUGAAGCAGAAAUUAUCGAUAUCUCUGAAGAGAUUGAACACAAACGCUUAUGCCAGAUGUGAUUACCCCGUGAGCAACGCCUCGUCCGGUUGCAAGAGUCCUGGAGCCAGUAGCGACGAGUUGAGCGAACAGGAGCCUGAGGUAGAUGCCGGUGAAACAGCGCCAGAUUUUCCACCGCCUUCUCAUCCAUUGAUGAUGCGCCUAGCUGCGACCCCUGUCGAACAUUGCCUCACCGCUAAUGGCAGAAGAAUGGACGUCGGUGAUGUUGUGUGGGGGAAGAUUCAUGGGUUCCCUUGGUGGCCUGGAAAAGUUCUCAGUAUCACAGUUUCUUGUAAAGAAGACGGCACGUCAUCCGGACCGCAGGCUCACGUUGCCUGGUACGGUUCCUCGACGAGUUCCCUGAUGUCGUGCGAUCAGUUGAGUCCAUUCUUGGAAACGUUCAAGACACGGUACAACAAGAAGAAACGAGGCCCGUACAAGGAGGCGAUACGACAGGCGCAGAACGAAGCACGAAAUCAGAUCACGCCUAACUCGACGAGCAGCGUGUUAAACGUUUGUGGCUCACCGCGCGAGGUCAACGUUCUUUCCUAAGGGAAGGUGCACGCCACUCGACACCAUUCCUUACUGCCGGGUAUCCGUCGAUCGAGAUAAUUCAAGCGACGGAUCGAAAUCUUCAUGUAAUAUAUUACAAAUUUUGUACAUAAUGAUUAGCAUUAAUGAAAUAGCUCUUUGAUCAAUCGGUCGCGCCUGACGUUGUCCGCGACGAUUCAUGGUGAACAGGGACUCCGAAUGAAGUUUACUGCCAUCACUGGCAUGUCCUUUUCUCUUACUUUCUUUCUCUCUCUCUUUUUUUUUUUAUUUAGCUUCUUUUCGAGCGAACAUUUAGCGGGUAAGAAGUAUUUAGAUAGGGUGUAAUUUAGAGAUAAUACGUCGUUUCUCGAGAAUAAUUUCGUACUAAAGAAAAAAUGGAAAAAAAAGUUAUCCAACUUUCUACGAUAGGUACCGCAACGGGUGUCGUCGUGUUUCGUUAGUUAGCGAUACUCGUUACUUAAAUUCUUGCUGUAUACGUGAUAUAUAUGUAUACAUAUAUAUGUAUAUUUGUAUUAACGAUUUCAUUGUGAUCAUUAUCGUAAUGUGUACGUACUCUGAUCCAGUGCGGGCAGUGAAUCUUCGAUACAGUCCGCAGACGUUGAUGAAUGAGAGAACACGAUCGAUGAUGAAUGAUUGGAUGUGUCGUGUCACGUGACAGGAUCAAGAAACGUGGACAAUACCCUUUGACAAAGUGAAGUUACCCACGAAUAAUUUAACUACUUCUUUGCACGAAGAAUUGCUAAAUACCAGUGAGGUUUUUAUCGAGAACAGAAGGAACUGUAAGUUUUCAAUUAUAGAAAGAAUACUUUUAAGCAACUUAGGAUAAAAGAUUGAUUCUAGCAAUUGGAAAGAUACAAGUUACAAAUUAUAUAGUUUAUAAAUGUUUAAUAUUUUAUUUCUUUUUUAAUGAUUUUAUCUGUUGAAACGUGUUACGUUGAACGUUUGAAAGUAUUAAAGCGAGAUACUUGAGUAUGAUUAUUUUAUUAGAAACUUAUCUUUUAUGUACCGAAUACUUGAAUAUAAUAGUAGCUAAUAUUUCUAAUCAAAUACCAUUGCAACUCGUUUCCCCUUUUUGUAGUAACUUUUUUGACUACUUUAUCUUAAUACUUUCAUACAGAAUAUUGAAAGCAGCUUUUUACACUUUUAUCUUUAUUCUUCCAUUUAAAAGUUCGUUCCAAUUGCAAGGAUCAUCUUCCGUAGUCGAAAUCAAUGCAACUUCCUAAAAAAAGAAAACAAAAACGAAAUAUUAAAUUAAAUCUACUUUAGAUUUCGUUUUUCAUGCUUUAGCAGAACAGUUUACGAAUGGAACUCUUCGUUUGUUAUCUGAAAAGCAAAGUUAAGCGUUUGACAGUGAAAUACAACACGGAACUCGAGACACAAGUUACACAGAAUAUUUUUUCACUGUACACAGAUUUGUUCUGUAAUGUUUGCUAAUUCAGUUUAGUAUCGUUUCAUUCUUGAUUUACACAGGGUGUUAAAAGAUUUAAGUAUCGCAUACUUAAUGUAAUUAAAUGAAAUUGUUCCACAAUCGUUGAUUUCGAGUUUCGUGGCUCAUAUUUCACGAUCAUCCGUUUAAUUUGACAAUUUUAUUUUACGCUUCGUGCCAACACUGCCAAGGAAUGCAAUCGCUGCUCCAUUUUGAACGAAUUCGAUCACUUAAAUAAUCUUCAUCCACAGAACCCUGAGGUGAUCCUUGUCAUAAAAAUCUGGAUGAUUUAUUCAUCUGUAAUUAAUUAUCAUUAUCAUAUCAACGUUAUGGAAACGUAUAUUUUUGAAAAUUAUUGUUGAACGAAACUGGGUUCAACAGGGUGUUCCACCCCGUUGAUGAUUUAUUUCCUUUCAUUUUAAUGAUUUUAGGAAAAUAAAAUAAUUGCUUUCCGUAUCGCGACGAUUAGUACUUAAGAGUUUUCCUGCUUCGACUUUCUUUUCGCGAAGGUUUGCACUGCCUUACAGACUUUCUUUCCUUCUUUCACAUUUAAUUGACUGCGUUCGGGUACUAUCGCUCCAUGAUUUUGAAAUAAUUGCAAAAUUUUCAAGAACUCUAUCGUUCUAUUAAAAAACAAUCUUGCAGAUUGUUCAAAAUUUAAUAAGUGUAAAGAUUUAUAAGCCGUUACGUGGGUUCAUCGUCUUCAAAACUAAACCUUCUCUGCCAUAGAUAUCUUCGUUAAUUAUAAUUAUACAAAAUUCAUCGAAUGGUAUUUUCGAAACGAAUCAUUUCUACUAUAAAAAAAAAACAAUAUGGAGCGAAAAUGAUCGAACGAAAUAGUAGAUAAAUAAAUGAUACAUAAAUGUCGAAAUGAUUUAGCGAAUGGGUGCAUAUGGGAGAGCAAGAAGGAAGCGAUAAACUGAGGUGUUUUUUAAGUAACUGUGAUUUUUUCAAAUGUUUUAUAUUAUAUACAUAUAUAUAUAUACAUGUGACAUAAAUAUGACGAAUUAAUUUCUAACGCAUAAUAUAAAGAAAAGAAAACUUGUUGUUUCGAUGUCGCUGUGUUUAUAUACGAACAUCAUCGUAGAAAAUGAUUCGUUCAAUUAACAUAUCGAGUAGAGGCGAACUAAUUGAUUCAUCGUAACUCGAUUCUUGAUCAUCGAAUCAGGAUCGUUAUUAUUAUUAGCUAUGUGCGAGUGAUGCGUUGCCUAAAAAUAAGAAAAUAACAUAAAAAAAAAAACAAAAAAAAAGUUCUUUACGAAUGAAGUUCCAUUGUCGAUUGCUUGCAUUGUAAAAAGAGCCUCGUGUCAUCGCUGUCGCGUAUUUCUUCAUUGUGUAUUUAGCGACACGUACACACGACCACACGUACACAAUUUCACACACAUACACACACACGUUUACACAUAGCUUAUGUGUUCAUUAUACUUUUUGUCGAAAGGAUCGUCGUUCGCUGGUGUCGCGACUAUUGGUCGAUCAUUUCAGUCUAUUUUCUUUUCUUACAUAUCUUUUUUAGUCGAGCUAACGAAUUGUACAUAGAGAGAAAAUGAAUCCCUAGAGUUUCAGACACUUUUUAGACCAAGCUUUUUCUAUUUUGACAAGAAGGAACGUCAUUCAACUAAGCUCUUCUGAUUUUUAUCAAAAUUGACGUCUUCAGAGAGACACAUUUUAAAUUGCAAACUUUUAUAAGCAUCUUUGAAAUUAGAAGGAGACAGUUGGAUGAUCCUGUUCAUUAGUCUAAUUUAGUACUUAAUCGACAAUAGAGAAUGUUAUCGUUGUUCAAUCUUCAAGGUGUGAACGUCUUUCUAUUUUCAAUAAAAUGUAUUUCCGAUUUUUACACUCUUGAAGUGAGAGAAAUAGUAACGCUAAUAGAUGGAAUCGUUAACAAAGCUGACUGCCAUAAAGGGUCACCGGUAGGGUUGUAAAAUGUCGAAUAGUUGAACUAUUCGAAUACAACGAAUAUUCGAAUUGUAUCCAGGUACAUUUCGAAUGUUCGAAGUAUGUAAUUUUCGAAAGAUCUGUUUAAUUUGCAAUACCAGCUGCUCGUUUGCAAUCUUAGUCUGAUUUUAAACGAAUACAGUAGACGAAGGGGUGAGUCUGAUACAUACAGAGGCGCGUGUAUCUUUUUAUCUCGACGAUAAAUACUAAUAAUAGUUGAUGUCAGGUGUUUUUGUAACUUUUCGAAGGCAUCGACCACGUAUCCCAAUAAAAGGGAGCCAUGAAUAUUUUCGCAAACACAGUAUUUUAGUCUGUACAAGUGCAAAUUCCAUAGGACAACAUUUCGGUAGCGUUUGUAAAAAAAAGAAAAAAAGAAAAAAUACAAAAAAAAAAUACAAAAAGAUGUCGAAUAAAGAUAUAUAGAUAUAUAUAUUUUUUUUAUCAAACAAUACACACACGUACACACGAAUAAUGUAAUAGUUUAACGAACGAUACAGCUUUUUGUAAAUUUCGAGAACGACAUCGCUGCGGUAGCAUCCUCUCUUUCAUUUUUUUGUAUCUCCGUUCUGUUGCGAGGGUGCGUUGCAAUAAAAUUGAAUUUUUACGUAUCCACCUGGAUCGAUUCGCAAAGGGAAAACACGAAUUUGCAAUUUUCAAAUCAGAGUAGGGCAAUCAGAGUAAAAAAAAAAUUUGUUCACCCCCCUGUUGGGCAAUUAUUUUUGCACCACUGUUUCGAAUAAUUCUUUUUCUAUUUCCCUUUUGAAUAAAAAAAAAUGUUACACAAUAUUAUUCGGAGAUAAUAAUUUUUCAAAGGGCAAAGAUCGAUCCAACUAUCCACGUGCACGAACGUAAUCGUUAUCAUCAGCGUGAUCAUCGCAUUAUCUCUGAAAAUGUCCAGCAUUACCUGAACCCAUUACUGUCAUCAUUCUCCUAAACGCUAAGUAAAAUAACGUUCGAACCGCGUUAUCGUUUCCAUGUGUCCCCUGUUAAUGCUCCGUCACUAACCCCUGUCGAUUAUGGAACAGGGGGAGGAAAAAAGAGAACAGGCUUUUUUCAUUAUCUAGAUGAUCUCAUUUUCUACGUACAAGGUGUUCUCAAACGAAGAAAAAAGUAACAUGCAAAGAUUUUUGAUAGCUUUUGACAGAAAAGUUCAUUUUUUGUUAGAUAUUAAUAAAAUAUUCACGAUUUUGCGUGUUGUCCUUGCAAAAGGGUCACAGGAGUCUUUAUUUCGUUCCAAUUUUAAUACAUUUACUGGUAGGACAUAAUUAACUCAAACUUAACUGUCUAAUUUGCAUAGAAUUAAUUAAUGAUUGACGAGGACUCGCAAUUUCAUUGAUUUUUCAUUACUUCUCUGUUAUUAGUUUUCUAAUUAAAGAAGGAGAUGUUAUAAUUAAGUUCGAUGAAUCCAUUUAGGGGUCUAUAAAUUCGUAAAAUUCUGAAGAAUCUUGAAUAAAUUCCGUAGAACGAUAAAAAUCAAGUAUGCUAAUUAUUCGAAAAAAUAAUAAUAACAUUAUUGGUUUGAGAACACGUGCGGGAUAUAAUGAUUGUUAGGGAAAUGUAAUCAAUGCUGAAACGUGUGUUCAAUUUAAAGCUUCUGUCACGAUUAUUUCUUAUCAUUGCACGGCCGAGGAACACCAAGUUUACUCGUUUCGCAAUCAGUAGCUAUCAUGAGCUCGCUGGGAGCGAGAUGUGCCCCGACAAUUGAAUAAUUGAAUCGCGGUUAAUACGAUAACACGUUGAACGAUUAAACGAAGCAUCGUCGUGUGAAAGCAUUUCGAGAACGUGACGUUCCGUGAGAAUAUCGUGUGUUUUAGUGGAUUAAACGCGUUGAUUACCAUAGCGAAAGCUUUUAGUUUGAGGGAUAAACGCGGAAGAAUGGGUCUAAACCGGAAGAUCGAUUGAUUUUCGACGACUGUACUUGGAUAUUUUUAGAGUGAGUUAUCAGUGUUAUUUAUCAGCGUUCGAUUACCAGUGUCUAUAUAAUCGAAGAAGCGUUAAUUGCUUCGAUUGUUUCGUCUUGGAAAAUCAUCUUCCAUUGCCGCUGUUGUUUUUAAAACGAAUUAAUUUGUGAAAAUUAUAAAUUGUUACGUUUAGUUGUAUGGACUGAAGAGUCCGGUUUGUCUUGUUCAGUCAGAAGUUACGUUGAAACGAAAUUACAUCAUUAUUCUUGCUAACUGAUAAGAAUUACUCGAUUGUAUAUGAAUAAACGAUUCUUGUAACGAUUUUGUAAAUCA
Messenger RNA from Osmia bicornis bicornis, 8148 nucleotides. RefSeq lists its product as uncharacterized. Bases 385 to 2553 code for a protein of 722 amino acids. The transcript is spliced from 7 exons. Lineage: Eukaryota; Metazoa; Arthropoda; Insecta; Hymenoptera; Megachilidae. Gene Ontology annotation, molecular function: chromatin binding. Gene Ontology annotation, cellular component: chromocenter; nucleus. The record is from RefSeq and is a predicted model, not a curated record.